AUGGCAUCUUACGAGGCUUUGUAUAGUCAUAAGUGUCGUACUCUGCUAUGUUGGACUGAAUUGGGUGAACGUCGGGUUUUGGGUCCUGAAUUGGUUUCUAAGACCGAAGAUAAGGUUAGACUUAUUUGGGAUCGUCAGAAAGCAGCUUCUGAUGGACAAAAGUCUCAUGCAAAUCUAAAGAUGAGAGAUAUUGAGUACUCUGUAGGUAACUUCGUCUUCCUUAAGGUUUCUCUAUGGAAGAAAGUUCUGAGAUUUGGUCAUAAGGGCAAGUUAAGCCCUAGGUGGUAUCAGUCUGAUCCAUCUCAUGUUGUCUCUGUUGAGGAGAUCGAGGUUAGACUGGACUUAAAUUUUGAGGAGGAGUCGGUUCAGAUUCUGAAUCGAGAUGUUAAGAUUCUGAGGAAAAAGCUCAUUUCGUUAGUAAAGGAAAUCAUGACACUGAGGAAGUCACGUGGGAACCUGAGGACUUGA
Molecule: messenger RNA, 468 nt
Organism: Gossypium arboreum
Lineage: Eukaryota; Viridiplantae; Streptophyta; Magnoliopsida; Malvales; Malvaceae
Exons: 2
Coding region: 1-468 (155 amino acids)
Source: RefSeq, a predicted model, not a curated record